Messenger RNA from Gorilla gorilla gorilla (western lowland gorilla), 474 nucleotides. Its product is annotated as gamma-aminobutyric acid receptor-associated protein-like 3. The record is from RefSeq and is a predicted model, not a curated record. The coding region runs from base 1 to 474 and encodes 157 amino acids. Lineage: Eukaryota; Metazoa; Chordata; Mammalia; Primates; Hominidae. The transcript has a single exon.
AUGAAGUUCCAGUACAAGGAGGUCCAUCCCUUUGAGUAUAGGAAAAAGGAAGGAGAAAAGAUCCGGAAGAAAUAUCCGGGCAGGGUCCCCUUGAUUGUAGAGAAGGCUCCAAAAGCAAGGGUGCCUGAUCUGGACAAGAGGAAGUACCUAGUGCCCUCCGACCUUACCGAUGGCCAGUUCUACUUUUUAAUCCGGAAGAGAAUCCACCUGAGACCUGAGGACGCCUUAUUCUUCUUUGUCAACAACACUAUCCCUCCCACUAGUGCUACCAUGGGCCAACUAUAUGAGGACAGUCAUGAGGAAGAUGAUUUUCUGUAUGUGGCCUACAGUAAUGAGAGGGAAAUGAGUGUUUGGAAGCCCAGCAGAUGGAAGCACCUGGACUUAGGGGUAGGGGAGGGGUGUGUGUGUGACUUGGGGAAAGAGAGGGCACGAGGAGGGUGGAGGGCUUCUCCACCGCGAGGAGACAGAAGGUGA